Messenger RNA from Thunnus maccoyii (southern bluefin tuna), 3880 nucleotides. It is a transcript of the gene tmx2b, whose product is annotated as thioredoxin-related transmembrane protein 2b. Gene Ontology annotation, molecular function: disulfide oxidoreductase activity. The coding region runs from base 193 to 1116 and encodes 307 amino acids. Lineage: Eukaryota; Metazoa; Chordata; Actinopteri; Scombriformes; Scombridae. Gene Ontology annotation, biological process: brain development. Gene Ontology annotation, cellular component: membrane-bounded organelle. The record is from RefSeq and is a predicted model, not a curated record. The transcript is spliced from 8 exons.
CAUGACAUAUAAUUAUUAAUGGUCUUAUUUUUAACAUCUGAACCGGAAGUAUUCGCACUGUUUUACAAGGUUGAACAUCAAGCUAGCAUCGAGCCAUUCAUAUCAAGCUAGCGGCUCCAUCACUCGCGAGCUACUUCGCUCUUUUCGAGGUUCAGUUUCUGUCUUAGUGGUAGCGGGACAGCUAAACAAAAAAUGGCUCUGCUAACGCCAUUAUUCGCUUUUCUGUACCACUUGCCGCAGGUGUACAAGUGGCUGCUGAAGCCUUACUAUAUAGCUUCUCUCUUCAUGUCUGUCGCCUUUCUAGCUGUCCGCAAAACGCCUGGCGUCUGCGACCACCUGGCCACGCAGCGAGAGGACGGCAACUCCUGCGACUUCGACUGGAGAGAGGUGGAGAUCCUGAUGUUCCUCAGUGCCAUUGUCAUGAUGAAGAACAGACGAGCGAUUACGGUGGAGCAGCAUGUCGGCAACAUCAUCCUGUUCAGCAAAGUAGCCAAUGUCAUCCUGUUCUUCAGACUGGACAUCAGGAUGGGGUUGCUCUACCUGACACUCUGCAUAGUGUUUUUGAUGACCUGUAAGCCUCCUCUUUACAUGGGACCAGAGUACAUCAAAUACUUCAGCGACAAAACCAUUGAUGAUGAGCUGGAUAGAGACAGUCGUGUGACGUGGAUCGUCGAAUUUUUCGCCAACUGGUCUCCGGAGUGCCAGUCCUUCGCUUCAGUCUAUGCUGAUCUCUCCCUCAAGUAUAACUGUGCUGGUCUCAAGUUUGGUAAAGUGGACAUUGGACGCUAUGGAGAGGUUUCUAAGAAGUACAAGGUUUCUGCGUCUCCGCUGUCCAAACAGCUGCCCUCCUUGGUGUUGUUCCAGGGAGGAAAGGAAGUGAUGCGGCGCCCCCAGGUUGACAAGAAGGGGAGAGCCGUAUCCUGGAGCUUCACUGAGGAGAACAUCAUCCGAGAGUUCAACCUGAACGAACUCUAUCAGAGGUCCAAGAAGCUGAACAAGUCCAAAGGAGACAAGGUCAGCCAAUCCCAGUUCCCCCCUGUCCCUGAGGAGGAGGAGCCAGAGCAGCCAGGAGCCGACACCCAGGGGGAGGAGUCUGAAUCCAAGAAGGACAAAUAAGACGGCGCGCGUCGCUCAGCUUGGACCUCUGGAUGGAACUUGUGGGUUCAGGUCAGCUCCUCUUCGCUCUCCUCUUCAAAGUGUCUAGUUUGUUCAAUCAGCAGGGGACUGGUGUCAGUGUGGAUCAACCCCCCCCCCCCCCCCCCCCCCCCAAAAUAAUAUUCUGCUACGAGAAUGACUUCUUGUUUGAAUUGCCACAAUAGGUCUUUCUCUUUCCAGCACCAUGUUACACUAAACAUUUCCCUCAAAUCCGGUAAUUGAACAGUGGUGCAGCUGUACAGUGACCUCAGUCUGUUCCCCCUUUUAGAAAAGAACAAAGAGGACGAGUGUACACUUGAGCAGAGGAGCAAGCUGAGAUACAGUAAAGCGGCUUUUGACACCUGGUCCAGUAUAUCAGUGUAAAGCCUGGAAAUGUGCUGUGCAGAGUUUACACAACACAUUUCUCAUGGUUUAAGCUGUGAAGCCUGACUGACUGCUGAUUUCAGGACCGUCAGUCGACUUAUUACUAAUUAACAAUGAGGGAGCAGUGAAUGUGAAUGUUUUUCAUGUAGACAUUUUUAUGCAACUAAUUUAAUUCAGAGUAGAUUUUUAAACACAUUCUUUGAUUAACUGUAUAUUAAUGUAAACUAAGUUAUCACUCAGCGGUACACGGAGAGUAGGCUGAGCAUUCUUGGCGGUUUGUCUUGACAUGAGAAACAUUUAUGGGAGCGCUUGAUUAACAUCGCCACAGCCGCAUGAGCCGGGUGGUGUUUGUCAAGUUCAUUUAUCGUUGGCCAGCAUCCCUUGUUGACAGAAGUUCAACUUUCUGACAUUCAAGCCUUCCUGAAAAAACAUUCCAUUAUUAUUACUAUUUUUAUGAUUAUUAUAUUUUACAGAUUCCUGCUGUCCUUUGUUUUGUUGUUUUGUUGCAGUGUAUUUGCCUCUCAGUUAAUAUGUCAUGUCGCCUACACUCGUGCCAUGCAUUCAUGGUAACCUGCCAGACAUUUUCUUAUUUGGAAACACUUGCAGGUUUUAUACUGAUUGAAAUUCUUUGAACAAGGUAACCAGUAUUUUAUUAUUUGGGUAUUUUAAGCCUUUAUUACUAGCAGACAGAAGAGAGAUGACAGGAAAUGAGGAGAGUGAGAAACGGGGAAUGACAAGCAACAAAGGUCCCCAGCUGUACUUGAACUGAUGAUGUAAUGGUUCAUGGUCAGCGCCUUAACCCCCUAAACCACCAGGGUGCCCCAGGUAACCAGUAUUUGAUUUGAUUUUCUUUCCAGAAACAAGCAGAGCUUGAGCUUUAGCACCCACUGAGCAACUGAUUUCACUUUCUAGGCCUUUUUUUGAUCAGACGCUCUGUUUGCAGCUCCCAAAAUUCUAACCAAUCCUACAAAUAAAGAGUAGUCGAGCAUGAAAUGUAUUUUAAGAUUAAGAUUUUUAUUUCCUGUUGCAGUGUUUGCAGCAGCAUUAUUGAUUACUUACUAACAUAAUACCUAAUCAUUUUCUGGAAAUGUCCAGUUUUGCAUUUCAUUUGGUACUAAUUAUGGGAAAAUCUGAAUUUUCUUUUGAAAGAAAAGCUUCUUUUAAAUCCAGGCUAAUAUUCAUUUGUUAUUCGUGUAUUACAUGUUGAACUGUCGACAUUUUUUUUUUUUUUUGUUUAAUGCUAAUCUGCUGUGCACUGAUUAUACGAUUCAGUAGGUUAUACAGCAGGUACUGGCUGUUAAUUAAUAAGAACUCUAUUUCUCCAGUAAUUUGUACCAGAUCACAUGAAUGUCUAGAAAAUUAUUAGGAAAUUGUAGACCCAUAAAAUAUAUAUAUAUAUAUAAAUUUACAAAUGAUAUCAAAGAAAUAUCAAUACAUCUAUCAGAAAUCACCCAAAAUCCUGUCCUCCACAUGCUUGAGGUUUAGAAACUGCAGUACAGUAAAUAGGGUAAAUAGAGGUACAGUCAGGCGGGUGAGCAACAUCUUAAAAAUCCAAGUGUUUAUUUAACAUAUUGUAUGUCAGUUUAAUGUCAUUUGGUUUGAUAAUACAAGAAGUGGAUUUGUUUUUGAUGAAAAGACAAAAGUGAUUUUCAUUCACAGUGGGGGAUGUUUAGGAGAUUUCCUCAGUGUGGACCAGUUACAUGUCUGUAUAUACUGUAUGAAUCCAGAAAUCAUCACACCGGCUUUGUAUUUCCACUCAGAUUUUGAAGUCAUGUCAGCCAGUCAAAUGAUGUCAAACGCUUGUCCUGCAUAUUCAUUGGCUGAGUACUAGACAAAGCUUUUAUGUUCUUCUGUAAAUCUGUGAUUAGCAUGAGGAUAAACUGAGAGCAUGUUUGCAGCUGUUAAGAAUGAGACUUCACAUUCCAGGAUUGUCUCACAUAUUCACUUUUUUCAUGUAUUUGUUUAUUAUUUUCCUUUACAAUAUAAAUGAUCAGAAAGAUUAUGUUUCUUGAAUUAAAUAAGACUAUUUGAGGCAUUUGUUUGAAUUUUCCUGCUUUUUUUCUGUUCUGUGAUAACAUUCCUAAUCAGGAUCUUGAGCAUUCUCUUCCUUUGUUGCACUAAAAUGUUGAACACAUCCAUACACACUGUUUAGAUUAGCUUUUUGAAGACACUGUGAGUUUAUUCCUCUUUCAUUAUUGUAUUACUAAAACAGUUUGUGUAUUGUACUCUUACUUUGAAAUAGAUUUUAUAAUGUUGUUUCAUUUGAGCUGCAUUAAGGCUUGUAUGUAUAUCAGCUCCUGUACAUGAAUGGAGAAGUCUGGCUUGUUUUGUUCUUCAUGCAAUAAAACCAUCUGCACAUGAA